AUGGGUUUCCGCAGCGGCUUCGUCAUUUCAUCCACGUCCUUCCUGUUCGGCAUCAUCUUCAUUGCCUCGAUCUACGACUUCCCGCUUCUCUACUUCUCCGACCUCACUGACGGAUCUAUCGAAGCUGCGGAGCGCUUUUACCUCUCGCUCUUCAAUGCGCCGCUCGCAGUCACUGCGUUGCUGCACGGUAUGAUGGGGCUGGGCAUCAUUGGCCUGGUCGCCAAGCUGCAUCGAUGGAACGAGAUCGCAAAGUACUUCGACGGCGGUUCGCUUGCUCUGUUCAUGGGCGCUGUCUGCAUGUACCUCGGUGUUGCCGUGCCCAACCUGCGACUCAUCGCGGAUCCCACAAACGAAAAGCUUGUGUGGAACUCGGCCAUUGCUACGCAGCGACAGAGCCAGUUGGAGGCAUACGAGAAGGGCACCAGCUCGUUCAAGCCAAGCGACGGACCCAUGACCCACGACGAAAAAGUCAGCGCAAUCAGGAUCAUCAGCGCUAGCAACACCAUCUGCAUCGUUCUCCUCAGUGGCGUGCUCAUUCUGCAGGUCACUGAAUGGUAUCUGGAGCGACAGGAGGCCGCUGAUGCCGAGAAGAGGCGGAGGCAGCAGGCCAAGGAGCUGGCUGAGGCGAAGAAGGCCAAGUAG
Kalmanozyma brasiliensis GHG001 is the source of this 642-nucleotide messenger RNA. RefSeq names its product Shr3 amino acid permease chaperone. Bases 1 to 642 code for a protein of 213 amino acids. Lineage: Eukaryota; Fungi; Basidiomycota; Ustilaginomycetes; Ustilaginales. Gene Ontology annotation, cellular component: endoplasmic reticulum membrane. The transcript has a single exon. The record is from RefSeq and is a predicted model, not a curated record. Gene Ontology annotation, biological process: endoplasmic reticulum to Golgi vesicle-mediated transport.